AUGGCUACAUCCCCCCCUCCUCCCAGAGAGCCACGCCCCCAGGCCAGCCGAAGAGCGUCCCAAGAAUACCGCAGCCAGCAAGAGUCUGACCGCGCCUCGACCACCUCCCAGCUCCACGAUGACGACUCGCCCUGCAGCACGCCCCUGCGCUCGCGCAUCUGGCUGCUCCCUCCGCACGCCGCCAAAACUCUUGCCAGGUCCGGCUGCGGACCAGUCAGCGGGUUUCCUCCUAAAUCCGCAGGCUAUAGCGCGCCGCCGCCCGCGCUAACCGUGUCAGUGCCGUCGCCGCGCCUCGCGCCGGGGCCCUGGGGGGCAGUGGAGAGGCGCGACGAGGAAGACAAGAGUAGCGUGGUCGUCGAGCUCGACGGCGCGAGAGCCUGGGACCGGCGGCGGACGGCGUAG
This is a messenger RNA of Lasiosphaeria miniovina, 402 nucleotides long. RefSeq lists its product as uncharacterized. The record is from RefSeq and is a predicted model, not a curated record. NCBI's taxonomy places the organism in Eukaryota, Fungi, Ascomycota, Sordariomycetes, Sordariales, Lasiosphaeriaceae. The coding region runs from base 1 to 402 and encodes 133 amino acids. The transcript has 2 exons.